Molecule: messenger RNA, 1417 nt
Organism: Microcebus murinus (gray mouse lemur)
Lineage: Eukaryota; Metazoa; Chordata; Mammalia; Primates; Cheirogaleidae
Gene: ARL14
Product: ARF like GTPase 14
Molecular function (GO): GTP binding; GTPase activity
Source: RefSeq, a predicted model, not a curated record
GUCAAGUAACUAGAGAGGUUCUAUAAAAAGUUUAGUUAAAUUUAGGUUAAAAGUUAGCUGAAUUAAGACAAAAGCUUAAGUUUUUAUUCUGCUGCCAAACCAUGCUCCUGUGCAUGCCUGAAACUUUGAUUUCCUUCAGAUUUCUAGCACCUGAAAGAGAACAAAAUUGCAGGAUCACUCAGGCAGGCUCUUCCUAAUCCUACUCAUUCACAAAGAAUUUCCCCUUUGAGCCACCACGACAUUGGUGGUUACUCACCACAGAUUCCUCAGGAUUGGCUGGGACUGCAAAUAAAGUACUGUUUGCUCAUAAUCGAGUUGAUAAGCUACAAUAUAAAUAUAAGCAGGUUCCUGUUCUUAGAAUAUAACAUGAUGCAUCUGCUCUUUUCUUUCCUCCUAACAUUUUCAUGCAAGACCCAGAAAGGACACAUUGUCUCUGGCGGAAAGCAAAGAUCUUUAAAGAAAAAAACAAGAGCAUAAGAUGGGUCUGCUGAGUUCUAAAAACCCUAAAGUCAAGCAAGCCCAAAUUCUUCUUCUGGGACUUGACUCAGCUGGAAAGUCUACUCUCCUUUAUAAAUUAAAGCUUGCUGAAGAUAUUACUACCAUCCCAACGAUAGGUUUCAAUGUGGAGAUGAUCGAGUUGGAAAGGAGUCUUUCGCUCACAGUCUGGGAUGUUGGAGGACAGGAAAAAAUGAGAACUGUUUGGGACAAUUACUGUGAGAACGCUGAUGGGCUGGUGUAUGUUGUGGACAGUACAGACCAACAGCGACUGGAAGACUCUCGGAGAGAGUUUGAGCACAUUUUGAAGAAUGAACACAUUAAAAACGUGCCUGUUGUCCUACUGGCCAACAAACAGGACAUGCCUGGAGCUCUGACUGCCAAGGACAUCACCAGAAUGCUGAGAGUGAAGAAGCUCUGCAGUGACCGGGACUGGUAUGUGCAACCCUGCUGUGCCAUCACAGGGGACGGGCUGGCUGAGGGAUUCAGGAAAUUAAUUGACUUUGUGAAAUGCCGCAUGAAAUCAAGAGGAGACACUUUAGCAUUCUUCAAGCAGAACUGAGGCUCUGAAAGGUCCAAGCCUCAAAAGAGAAACUAAUGAAGAGAAAAGGCUAUUUUUUUUUCCAUGCCAAGUGAGAAAAGCAAUGUACUGAGUUGGCAGACUUAUCCUGAGAUGUUAUGUUAUUUCACCUACAUUUGGUUAAACAACUUAGAAUAUUAUCUAGAAAAUAGUUAUUUUUAGCCAGGAACUUUAGCAAACUGAGUGGUAAUGAUAUUGAAAACGUAAAAUAUUCUGCAAAAUUUAACACAUUGGAUGAUUCCAAAUUCAGUAGUCAUAUUUGGGACCAAAUAAAUUAUUGCCUUAUUAAUUUUGCAUGACUAUUAGAACAAAGUUUAAGUAAGCUGUCUGCUAAUAGAGUCA